Amoebophrya sp. A120 is the source of this 7547-nucleotide messenger RNA. The record is from the annotation of a GenBank genome assembly. NCBI's taxonomy places the organism in Eukaryota, Dinophyceae, Syndiniales, Amoebophryaceae.
CGUCGUUUCAUCAUGUUAUGCCCUCGCGCAGCGGCAACGAACUGUCUGCAGUUUCUUGCAGUGGUUCUUGUAUACGCGCACCAGGACUCGUAGCACGACAUUUAAGUACAUCAUCGCUAGGACGAUUUUUUUCAGUGUGACCACCUCGAAGACGGGAAGUAGAUAAGUUCUGGGUCGCACCGGGCCACACCAGUCAUUUGUCUUCCCAUGGUCUAUGCCAUGAUGUUGAAGCUACGGCCUAUACGGCCGUAAUGAAACUUUCUGGGAGGCGAAUUCUGAAGUAUAACCACGAAUAGUAAAGCAACAAAAUCUUCAAGAUGGAGUCCAAUCUGCUCCAGCACCGGCAUGUGUUUGGGUACAAUCCCCAGGUGCGGAAUGGCUUACAUUUCGCUGAGGACAGACAGGUGCUGUACCCGGCCGGGCAGACAUGUGUCCUCACCCACACGGAAAAAAAACAGCAGACGUUCUUUCAAGGUAAUGUGGAAAAUUUCCGGGAAUUUGUGUUGCGACAAUGAAUUAUAUGAAUAUGAUCGAGCGACGUGCUGUUCGUCCUGUGCUCUUAUCCAGGCUAUGGCUGAUGAAAUGCGUUGGUUGCCGCGUGAAGAUGCAUCUGCACAGCUCGGUCAACAUGUACUUACUCAAAACUCUACCUUUAUUUUCCGCCCAGGUACGGAGAAAUGGAACGGUAUUUCGUGCAUGGCGCUCUCGCCGAACCAGCGGUACCUCGCCGUCGCGGAAAACCAGUCCCCGAACAUCAGCAUUUUCGACGUGCUGACCACCCGAAAGCUGACCACUUGUGCGGUCCCCUCGACGAGCAGUAGUGGCAGUUCUUCCUCCAACCCCGGACCAAAAGAGUACGUGUCCCUCGCCUUUUCGCCCGAAAACCAGUUUCUAUUAACGCAGGGCGGGAGCUCCAAUUCCUCCGGCGGGCUGUCCGGAAACAACGCCAGCGGCGGGGGAAACAAUGCCUCCGUGGGGAAACAGUCCUCGUCCGGCGGGCAGGGCGCGAUUUCCGGCGGGGGCACCGCGAGCCACACGGUGGUUGGUGCGCCCAACGAUUGCGCGUUGCUCUACUGGAACUGGGACAAAAAUCGAGUCAUGGCGGCGUGUAAGGUACAACGAUCUAGUGGCGAUUUGGUUCCGGUCACAGAAUUAGUUUCUAGCGGCACAGGGGACGGAACAGAGACGGCAGGGAAUCCCGACGAGCCCGUACCGCCGACGAGUCACGACCCAACGCACCAGGUCGCGUUCCACCCCGCGGACAGUUCGGUCUCCCUGAUAGUCGGGAAAAGCAUCUGUAAACUCCUCAGGUACGGCGAGGGCGGGUUUAGCGUGGCGGCCAGCUUGCCGCAGGCCAAGGGGGAGGUAGGUUGAUGUGUUUCGAUCAUGCAUUUUUACAAAUCUUGUUCUUAAGGUAAAUCAGCAUUGCAAAUUUUAUUUCUCAUGCUAAGGAAAUUUGUAGUGCAUUUUAUACAAAUGACUUUCCAGAAUUUCCUCUCCCACUGCUGGCUUGCGGACGAGCGACUAGUCGUCGCAGCGGAGUCCGGUCAGGUGUACCUGAUGAGCGCGACAUAUGGAGUUCUCGAACGUUAAAUUCUCAACUGUUGCAUGAAUUCGCAAUGCAAGAAUAUGAAAAUUGGCCGGGGCAUUUUGGAUUGCACCUCGCGCAUUACAAAUUUGGAACGGAUUUCCAUUGCUAUUUACCCCUUGUUCAAGAAUUUGUCAUGCGAACCAGCUUCAUUGUCUGGGGGCUGAUAGCAUUUUUGCAUGACAAGUCAUGUCACAGUUGAGAGCGUAACGUUUGAGAGUUCCAUACGACAGAGCUUGAAUUGGAGCACAUCCUCGAGGAAAAGUUCGACAAGUGCGCGGACUUUCACUUCGCCCGAUUUUCCAAGGGUUUUCUCGCCUCCAGCACUGACGCGCGGGUGUGCUUCUUUUACAGCGAGGAGGGGACGUUUUUGAAAAAGGCCGAGGUGGCCAUCCCCAACCAGGAAACCGCGAUCGGUGGGCUGAACAUCGACGGGUCGAACAUAACGUGUAAGGGCUUGGCAAUGUCGAGUUCAGGGAACGAGGAUUCUUUCGUCUUCGGUACUAGCUCCGGGCAGAUCUACAAGGUAGUUUUACCUGCCGGGCUGGAAAAGCCACAGAAUCUGGAAAACGCGGGAUUGACCCCCGUGCCGCUUUUGGCGGGGUUUCACGUCGGGCCGGUGAACGGUACUUAUUUUUACGAGCGAUUUUCAUUGCAAAACCAAAUGAUAAACAAAGACUCACGUGUAUGCAGAACCAGAAUCCGCUAAGUUCGAGAUGAGGCUUGUGAUGCAUGAAAAUUUUCCAGCAAAGUAGAUGAAAAUGAAACUCCCAACCAAAACCUCCAGGUAUGGACGUCUGUGUCCGCAAGCCCUUAAUCGUGACCGCCGGCGCGGACCGCACCGUGCGUGUUUGGAAUUACCAAGACCGAUCCGCGGAGCUCUGCAAGUCCUUUGCCGAAGAGCCUUUCGCCGUCGCCAUACACCCAAAUGGGUUUUUGGUGAUCGUGGGGUUUUCCGACAAGUUGCGAUUGCUGAACUUGAUCAUGGAAGACCUGAAACCCUCUAAAGACAUCCCCAUCAAGGGCUGCAGAGAGGUCCGGUUUUCCAACGGCGGGCACUACUUCGCCGCCACGAACAACAACCUAACGCAAGUCUUCAAAACCUACACGGGCGAACUGGUUUACACGCUGAGGGGGCACAACAACAAAGCCCGGGCGGUUUCGUGGUCGUUGGACGACAGUGGGUUGGUGAGCUGCGGAAUGGACGGCGGAGUUUACGAGUUUGACAUGCUGCAAGACGCGCACAGGAAGUCUGACUGGGUGCAAAAGGGAGUGGCGUUCACCGGGUUGAGCGUCGCGACAGACCCAUAUACACUGGGGAAUACCAUGUAUAUUUGAAAUUUGGAUUUUUUCCAGCAUUUCUUGUUGCACCGCGAAGUUGCACAUGUGUUGGGAUGAAGGCAAUAGACUCAUCGCGCACGACUGAGAGGUCUUGAAAAAUAAAUGCACAUGCUUGUUCCGCAUCACAUCAAAAGGUACAUCUCCGGUUCCGACCGCCAGCUACGCGAGGUUUACAACUGUUCCAUGCAGCAAUGCUUCGAAACGGGCGACAGUUGUCUCAACUCCCUGGCGCUCGCCAACGGCAUGAAGGCCCUUCUCGCCGGCGCAGACAGCGGGCAGGGUUUCGUCCGAUGCUACCGAUUAUGCAUUGCAAAAAUAUCGUACGACGUUCGUAGUGUAAUGCGCAUCACAAAUUUUUUUGGUAUGUAAGGACACAAGUCGUGGGAUUUGUAACGCUGAUUCAGUUUGUGAAAAAUUUUUGUCAUGCGGGGCUGCAAUCCAUACCACUGCGAUACUUUUGCAGAGCAUACCGAUUUCCCUUGGAAGCGCUGGAUUGUACGGAUUACGCCGCUAUCCUGUGCAAAAGUAUCGUACUCGUAGUAAUUGCAUUUCUGCAUUACAAAUUUAUUUUUCAAGGUAAAUCAGCAUUACAAAUUCCAUUUGUAAUGCUAAGUCAAUUUGUAAUGCAUUUAUACGAGUACGAUACUUUUGCAGUUCAUAGCCGCUCACUGCGCCCCGGUGUCGCGGAUCCGAGUUUCUUUAGACGAUCAAUUCGUUUUCACUUGCGGCGAGGACGGGUGCGUGUUUGUGUUCGAUUUGAGGAAGCAGAACCUGGUCAGCCUGCCAAUCGCGGGGUGCAACCUAGCGAAGGAAGCAGUGAAGAAACGGGAGCACGGGACCGCGACCGCGAUAAAGCUGGAGACUUACAACGACAGAAGUCUACUCCCGUACUCCGACGAGAUUUUGGUGACAAAAACUUUUCUCGACGAGAAGCAGGGGCAGCUCGUGGAGUUGGAGCGACAGGUCGACGAGCUGUCGAAUCAGAUAGAGUUCCAGUUGAGGCACCGGGAUCUGUAUCACAAGGAGAAAAUUGCGGAAUUGGAAGACCGGUUCGGGCAAGAAAUCGAGCAGGAAAGGGCAAAAUACGAGCUGUUGCGGGAAGAGAAAAACGACAUGGAAAUGGAAUGCGAGGAAAAUAUUCGGUACUAUAGUUGUUUUGGUGCAUUGGAUUUUAUGCAUGACAAACUCCCUACUUUGCCGAUGGUAUUGUGCAUGACAAGUGAAUCUGAAUCUUCAUCACAACAGCGCUAUCGAAGAGAAGCACGCGAAGCAGAUUCAGGAUAUUGAGGCGUCGUUUCAACAGAAAAUGAUGGUCGAAGUUGGGAGGUAUCAGAAGUUGUCGGCGACACGGGACAGGGAACACCAAGAUUGGGAAAGCUCCUACAAGGAAAUACUGGCGAAACAUACGAGAGAGGUACGAUGUAGUGUCUUGCGAUGAAGCUGCGCUUUCUGCAUGAGAAGUGACGCGUGCAAUGGACUACAGUCCCGCAUGACAAGCUGAAAAGAUUGAAUACGUCAUUACAAAUCAGAUCGACGACAAUGCGCGGAAGUUCCAAGAGCAGAGGGGCGAGGGCGAGGCGCAACAGAGCAGGAUAUUGGCCGAGAAGGAUCUGUCCGAUAGAAUUCACCGGGAAACGUUGAAUCAGCUCGAGCAAGACGCGGAUCGGGAGGUCGAGGAACUGAAGGAACAGUACGAGGAAAGACUCACCGCGGAAAGAGACGAUAAGGUAAGUAAGUACAUUUUUUUGUAUAAUCAUGCCUACUUCUUGCCUUACAAAAGACAUGGCUCGACGUGUAUUCUAUGCAUGGUACUAACUUUCCACUUUCUUUCAAAUCACUAUACCAGGUUCGCCUCCGUGGGCAGGCCGGAAUCCACAGGAAGCACCACGAAGAUCUGAAGAGGCAAAUGCUGAAAAAAGAGGAAGAGUUUCGGUUUUUCAGCGAAGAAGCACGGAAAAAGCAGGAGAAGAUAGACGCGAGCAUAUUGGAAAGGGAACAGAACAUGAAGGAAAUUAAAGACCGAGACAGGACGAUAGGUAAUGUGCGUUUUUAUAAAGCUAACGCUGCUACGUUUUGUCAUGCAGCGCACCAACAAGGAGUUUCUUUUGUCAUGCGAGAUUGUGCAACGCUGAGUAUGAAAAAUUAACAUUUUAUUCCAGGCGACAAGGAAACGAAGAUCUACGAGCUGAAAAAGCAGAAUGCAGAAUUGGAAAAAUUCAAGUUUGUCCUGGACUACAAAAUCAAGGAACUCCGUAUCCCACGAAAAAACUGUUUCACUGUGAAGAUGAUUCUGCAAGAUCUGCAUCACAAGUUUCUUACACAUGACACAGAAAAUUUGCCUUGCGUGCUUCCAAAGGGAAAACGCCGUUAAAGAGUCAAGGCCUUCCAGGUGUAGCAAGACAAAGAGUUCUGUGUUGCAUUCUAUGCAUCACAAGUUCGCAGUGAAACAGUUUUUUCUUGCGAUACUCCGCGCGCAAAUUGAGCCGAAAAACGCGGAUAUUGCACAGAUGAAGCGGAUAUGCAUUGCAAAUAUGUCUUGGUCUGGACACUUGUAAUGCAAGGAAGGGAAUUAUAGUGAGCACACUUUAAUGCGCUGCCAAGCAUGACAAGUUUUUCCGUGCUUCUGAGUUGCGAACUCCGCAUGAGAAACUGCGUUUUUGCAUGACAGGCAAGAGGAGCUGCUCUUUGCGGUGACGCAACACAGAGUUCAGAGUCAUGCCAGAUUAGCAUGACAAAUCUCGCAACUUCCCAGACCCAGACAUAUUUGCAUUUGAUAGCGAAUUAUCCAGACCAUGGACAGCGAUCUAGAGGAAUACCACCGCAAAAACAAAACCCUGCAAACCGACAUCGGGAAUCUCCAGUCGAAACAGCAAAGUCUUCAGGAGGAAAUUCUCUUGCAAAGAAAAAAAGUCGCGGACGCCAUGACGAAAUCCAAGAAGAUAAAACACGAUCUGUUUGAACUCUCUGACAUGAUGAACAACGUGUCGGUGAAAGAGUUCCGGGAGAAGUUUUUGAAGCUCUCGGACAAGUACCUGAAUUAUCCUGUGCAAAAGUAUCGUACUCGUAUAAAUGCAAGUCUUGCAUUACAAAUCCUUUUCUUAAGGUAAAUCCGCAUUACAAAUUUUAUUUCUCAUGCUGAGGGAAUUUGUAAUGCAAUUAUAUACUAGCACGAUGCUUUUGCAUUGCACAUGAAUGCGCAUUUGGCAACCUCGCCGAAGAGUUCACCGCAAAGCAAGAACAACGCCACGGUGAAAUCCAACCCCGCAGCGACAACAACAACAAAUUCCAGCAUGAACCAGACGAAGUCUUCCGCCAUGUCAGCGGAAGAGAUUCAGGAACAAAUCCAAAUCACAAACGAGUACGCCAAGCAGAAAGAAUACCUGCAGAAAUCGGUGCAGAGUCUGACGAAAAAGUUGCACAAGGACAGUGAGACGCACAAAAAGGAUAUCGCAAGAAAAAAGUGUUACAGUUACACACUGUGUUGCAAGACCGGCAACACAGACAACCUUUCUCAUGCAGGAAAUGCUUUGGAUCCUCAUUUCCUUCCUGUUUUCCCUUAUGUUUUCUGCAUUGCAAGUUUUCUCUCUCAUGCAGAGAAAAUUUGUGUUGCGGAAUUGACAACAAAUGUGUAACUGUAACACUUUUUUCUCGUGAUAAAGGACAACCAGACGGCGAUGCAAGACAACAUGCGCCUGAUCCAAACGAUCGAUUCCUUGCGAAAGGAGAUCACCCAACUGAAACUCGACGCCGCGCCGGUCAUUGGGCAGGAUAAGAAGUAAGGGGGAUUUAUUUUGUCGGGUUCGGUCUCGGGUUGCUGGGUUGUGGGGAGGCGGAAAGAAAGGAACGGGAGUUGCUCCUUAGCGGAUGAAAUUAAAGUGUUGAAAUUCUUUCGAACUUUGUCAUGUAGAAACUUAGAGAGACUUUCUUACGUUACCGAUGAGAAACUUCUUCUGUGCAACUACUCUGCGGAGUAGCUAUCAGAGAAACAGAUCUUGUUCAACCUAAUCGAAUAUUACAAGCUAUGAUAGGCUAGAACAAAAGGCCUAAGUAGUAGAUGAACCCAAUAAAAGGAAUUGUAAGUCGCUCGAGAGGGUGCGGGUGGAGUCCAAAAGUCGCAUUGUUUCAUCAGCGAUUUUGGACCUUCCUACGCUUCUCUGAUUUUUAGGUUUUAAGAUAGCCGAACACAAGAAAACAAAGUAGUCUAGUUCUUCUGUAAUCUUCGCGAGGACAAAGAGGUUAGAAUCGACAAUGCGGUGAACAAAGAACGAGUCGAACACACAAAAAAGAUCGAAACUGUUAAUGCGCAGGCUGCUAAUGAGCAUGACAGAUUCCCUCGUGGAGCUGGAGGCAGCGAAUGCGAAAAGAUUCAAGCGGCGUAUUAGGGUCUAAGAAUCCACUUCGUGUGAGACUUUCAGAUCUGUAUUGGUCACAGUGGAGAUCUGUGGUAGAAACACAGUGGAGAUCUCAUUUAAGUAGUUUUCUGUGAGCAAGUCGAUCCAAUCCUUGACGUACGUGCACCUCGUGAUGGAUGUGAGUGAGGCAUGACCUGUGAUACUAGCGCAGGAACAGAAGACAGAUUGAAAAGAUCAACUUCUUGCAGGCUACAUGUGAAGAUGUC